Messenger RNA from Nerophis lumbriciformis (worm pipefish), 3384 nucleotides. The record is from RefSeq and is a predicted model, not a curated record. NCBI's taxonomy places the organism in Eukaryota, Metazoa, Chordata, Actinopteri, Syngnathiformes, Syngnathidae.
AUGUCAAUGAAGGCCGGUGGAAAUCGCAGCAAGGCCGGCGGUGGCAACGCCGCUGGUGCCGGAGGAAGCGGCGGGGGACGGCAGAAUCUGGGCAGGGGAAGACACAGUGGUAAAGCUCCUGCAGCAGUCAUUUUCAGUGGAGUGUAUGGAAACAUGAGGAUGGUCCACGUCUUGACGUCAGUUGUGGGGACCAAGUGUGAACUAAAGGUGAAAAAUGGAGCCAUCUAUGAAGGAGUGUUCAAAACCUAUGGUCCAGAGUGCGAUCUGGUGUUGGACGCAGCCCACAGGAAGAGCCCAGAGCCAAGUGUGGGCCCCAAGAAAGAGGACAUUGUGGAGAGCAUUGUUUUCAGGGCGUCCGAUGUGGUCACUGUCUCUUUCAAGGACGUUGACCUUAACUUUGCCAGGAAAGUUUCCUCAGACACAGAGCAUAAAGGUGUAUCCUUGCGUGUCUCCGAUAACUUCACUGACGCCGCAGUGAGUGGCAGGAUUAACGGCGAGCACAAAGAGAAAGAUCUCGAACCGUGGGAUGGCGGUGAGACCCACAAUUCUGACAGUCUUGAGUCUCUUGACAAUGAUGUGUCGAACGGGUGGGACCCCAAUGAUAUGUUCAAGUACAACGAGGAGAAAUAUGGUGUCUUGUCUACAUAUGACAGCAGCCUGUCCACUUAUACGGUUCCCCUUGAACGUGACAACUCUGAGGAGUUCCUCAAGAGGGAAGCACGGGCUGCUCAGCUGGCUGAGGAGAUAGAAGCCAGCUCCACAUAUAAGGCCCGUGUGGCCCUAGAGAACGACGAGCGCUCAGAGGAGGACAAAUUCACUGCGGUCGUGCGAGGUGAAAGAGAGAUGCACACAUUGAGCAGAGAGAACAAGUACAUUCCCCCAGGUCAGAGAAACCGUGAUGCCAUGUCAUGGGGGCCUGGACGGCAGAAUUCCCCUCGUUUGAAUGCGAACUCUACUGGGCCUUCAGCUCCUCGUGUUGGACUGCAUGACUACAAUCAGAGCCCUGGGGGCGACCAGAGGGUGGUGAACGGAGGUUCAUCCCAUUGGCCCUCACCCUGUCCAUCUCCUUCCUCCCGCCCCCUCCCUCGCUACCAGCCCGGCACCUCUUCUCUGCCUCCUCGGGCCAGCACGCCCACCAGGCCACCCUCCAGACCCCCCUCUCGACCUUCCAGGCCUCCCUCUCAUUCUUCCCACUCCUCCUAUCCCUCUUGCUCUUCUUCUUCCUCCUCGUCUCCCUUUCCCCUCCACGGGCCCUCGUCGCCAGCCUCCACUCUGCCCAAACGCAUGUCUUCAGAAGGUCCACCACGGAUGUCUCCGAAAUCCCAGAGGACUCCUCGUACUCACAGAGUGCCCCCCAGCAGGACUGCUGGGAUGCCGCCAGGGGUGGAUCUAAUUUCUCACAAUGCCGCUGGAGAGGUCCCAUUGGCUCCGUCCAACAGAGGCAACUCCUCGGGCGGAACUUGGUCUUCUGUUGUUAGUGGAGCUCACAGACCUCGCUCCCCACGUCAGAAUAGCAUUGGCGGAACCCCCCCUUCCUCGGCCUCUCUGUCUCAGACAGGAACAGCUCCCGCAGAUUCUUUUGCCACACCGACGUCCAUUUCCUCCCCUACUGCUGCGAGCCCUGCCCCCAGCAUGGGCUCCUCCUUGUCAGGAGAUGUUAAAGAAAAUCGUGUCCAGGAGACGAGACAAACAUCCCCCAAAGCUAACAAAGACACCAUGAAGGACAGUUCAGCCAGUAUCAACAGACCUGUGUGUAAAGGCCCCCCUUCUUUGGCACCUGACCACAGGAAACAAAUAGACAAUUUAAAGAAAUUUAGUGAAGAUUUUAGGUUGCAGUCUAGUUCCAACCCGGACCCUGCCUUUGACCACAUGAUCACCAAGCCUCCAAGAGACUCUGCGGACAAGCCUACAGAACUAGCCUCUUUGGACAAAGCUUCCGCGACAGGCCCCGAAGACCAUGGCGGAGCCUCCCCGUCCACGGGUGCUAUCAACACAAGCAAGCCCGGCAGCCCCGCUGCGCUGUCCCCUUCUCCUUCAGGCCUGGACCAGAAGAGAGUGGGGCUGGAUGUGACGUCGCAAGGGGUCCAGACAACAACAGUGUCUAAUUUUAGCGGGUCCAAGCAUGAAGAGGAGGACAAAAAGGAGGCGGUACAAGAUCAAAUAAAGAAGUCCACUUUAAACCCCAAUGCCAACGAGUUCAAGCCAAGGUUCAACACACAGCAACCCAAACCAGCCAACACCCCAACACCCCCGCGACCUCAGGGCCAGCCCAGCCCCUCCAUCGUGGUCCAGCAGCCACCCGCAGUCUACGGUCAGCCAGUGUGCUUCCCCCAGAUGUAUCCUCUCACCCCAGUUAGCCCCGGCGUACAGAAAAGCAUAAUAUGGAAGUCUCCAGCGAUGUACCAGGUCCAGAUGCCCCACAUGACCGUCAACCAGUCCAAACCUUACAGACCAGGUAAAGUGCCCAACAUGCCGCAGCAGAGGUCGGACCAGCACCACCCGCCCGGCACGCCCACCCUCAUGCACCCGGCCACAGCGGCCGGGCCGCCAAUCAUCACGCAGAGCCCUGCCUACUCUGCCCAGUACUUCACCUGCAGUCCUCAGCAGUUCCCCAGUCAGCAGCUGGUCCAGCAGAUGCCACACUACCAGUCUCAGGCACAGCACGUGUUCAGUCCUGUGAUGCAGGGAAGCGCCCGUAUGAUGGCGCCGCAUGCACACGGCCAGCCCGGCCUGGUGUCUUCUUCCGCCACUCAGUACCCAGAGCAGACGCACACCAUGUAUGUGUCUCCUGGCCCCAUGCCGCAGCAGUACCCCCACCCAAGCGCCACCUUGCACCCCCACCCGCAGCACCCUCAGCCUUCCGCCACACCCACGGGCCAAGGCCAGCAAGGGGGGCCGCCUCAACACGGAGGCCCGCCUAACCACCCGGCCGCCGGCCCCGCGCAGCACCCUCAGGCAGCAGCAGCUGCCGUGGCCGCCGCCCAAGCGCUGCACCUGGCCAACCAAUCCCAGCAGCCCAUGUACUCUGCUCUGGCCCCUACGCCGCCCUCCAUGACGCCGGGCCCCAAUCCGCAAUCCCCGCAGGCGUCCUUUCCGUCGGCCCAGCAGACAGUCUACAUCCACCCGCAGCAGGUGCAGCACGGCUACAACCCUAACCACAUGGCACACGUGCAGCAGGCUCACAUGCAGUCGGGCAUGGUGGCGUCCCAUCACGCGGCAGCCGCCCACCCACCGAUGAUGCUGAUGGCGGCCCAGGGCCCGCCUGGGGGCCCGCAGCCUCCCAUGGCCCAGACAGCCCUCAACCACAUCCCAGUUUCUUCCACCACACCCUUCUCCUACCUGGCGCAUCCGCAAGUGCAACCACAUCACCAGCAGCAGCUGUAG